AUGGCCUCCGGGCGAGAUAUAGUGCCCGGGCCCCGUAGAGGAGCCUCCGGUAAUGUUCAAAAUGAGAAAAGUCUCGUUAAGUCUGGCCCAGCAACCGAGUUACUCAGCCGGGAGGAAGACAGAAGGAUUCUUCGAAAGAUCGACAUUUGCCUGCUACCUCUCAUGUCCAUCUCAUACAUGUUACAGUUUCUAGAUAAACAGGCUCUCUCAUUCACAUCCAUUCUAGACCUUCCAGGCGACCUUCAUCUUAGCGGUGAUGAGUUUGCUUGGGCGAGCGGCAUCUACUACUUCGGUUACAUGGUUGCUGCAUGCCCGGCCGCUAUGUUGAUGGUCCGCUGGCACGUGGGAAAGACAAUUGCUAUUUCAAUAUGUAUAUGGGGGGUGAUCUUGAUAGUAACGGCCGCUUGUAACAAUGUUGCGGGACUCCUGAUUGAGCGAUUCUUUCUCAGCGCAGCUGAAUCGGCCAUUGCCCCAGGCCUAAGCGUCAUUGUUGCCAUGUGGUACAAGCGAUCUAAGCAGCCGCUGAGACAAGCCGCAUGGUUCAUUGGAAACAGUUUUGCUGGUAUAACCGGGGGUCUGAUUGCGUAUGGGCUUGGACAUAUUCAGAGCAUGGCACCUUGGAAAGACAGAACUUGGUCCAUCUGUUUCAUCUUCCUUAUGCCCGAUACUCCUAUGCAGGCUUGGUUUAUGAACGACAAAGAUCGUCUGAAAGCUGUGACUCGCGUGAGGAUGAACAUGACUGGGAUAAAAAGCAGCGAGUUCAAGUGGAGGCAAUGCACCGAAGCGUUGCUAGAUGCUAAAACCUGGUUUUUUUGCGCCAUAACCUUUUUUGGCCAGGUGCCUAAUGGUGCCCUAACCACUGUGAGUUGCCAGCUGCCGUUGCUCCGCAUUAUGCCCCCCAAGUUCGGCACCAUAGUAGUCAAUGGCCUAGGAUUCAGUACCUUCGUCUCCCUUCUUCAAGCAUCCUGCUACUUGGUUAUGCUUAUCGCCGUUCAUAUCACCACCGCUCAUCUCAUGUUGGGUCGAUUCGCUGGUGAAUUACUCAUGACGGCCGCUGCUGCCAACUUCCCUCUAACGAUGUGCUUGUCAUCGGGUAAUGUUGCGGGUUUAACUAAGAAGAUGACGGUUAACACAGCUAACCGACGUCGCGAUGGAGUAUACCCACCAUUCCACGGCAACGAGGAAGUUGAUGGAGAUAUUGCAGGUAUAUUGCAUAAGACAGAUAAAGAGAUACCCCAGUUUAGGUAUGUUUAUGUUUACUGA
Messenger RNA from Aspergillus eucalypticola CBS 122712, 1263 nucleotides. Its product is annotated as MFS general substrate transporter. The record is from RefSeq and is a predicted model, not a curated record. The coding region runs from base 1 to 1263 and encodes 420 amino acids. NCBI's taxonomy places the organism in Eukaryota, Fungi, Ascomycota, Eurotiomycetes, Eurotiales, Aspergillaceae. The transcript is spliced from 7 exons. Gene Ontology annotation, molecular function: allantoate transmembrane transporter activity; dipeptide transmembrane transporter activity. Gene Ontology annotation, biological process: allantoate transport; tripeptide transport; dipeptide transport. Gene Ontology annotation, cellular component: plasma membrane.